Molecule: messenger RNA, 2908 nt
Organism: Aplosporella prunicola CBS 121167
Lineage: Eukaryota; Fungi; Ascomycota; Dothideomycetes; Botryosphaeriales; Aplosporellaceae
Product: carbohydrate-binding module family 1 protein
Exons: 4
Coding region: 288-2801 (837 amino acids)
Biological process (GO): carbohydrate metabolic process
Cellular component (GO): extracellular region
Molecular function (GO): cellulose binding; oxidoreductase activity, acting on CH-OH group of donors; flavin adenine dinucleotide binding
Source: RefSeq, a predicted model, not a curated record
GAGGAUCCAGAGCUUAAUUCGCGAGCCGGUCGGUUGAAGGCAUUGGUGUUUCUGCUGGGCGGGUGUGCCUACCCACCAAAUAACUAAUGUGAGAGAAAGAGAGGAAUCGGGGAGGGGGGGUAUAUAACCUCAAACCGCGCUGCUCUUUUCUGUUUCUUGCCCCAUCGCUGCCUUUGCGCUUCACGCUCGCUUUCUUCUACUUCUACUUCUUCUUCUCCCCGGCCUUUCUACCGACUCCCUCUUUCUUCUUUGGUGCCGGUCGCCGUGAGCCGUAUUUUUGAGGCACCAUGAAGCUCCUUUCUGGUGUCCUUGGGGCUGCGCCUCUGCUUUCUACUCUCUUUACUUCUUCCGCCUACGCCCAAACCGGCGCAAAGUACACCGACGAGGAAUCGGGCAUUGAAUUCUGGCAAUACACAAUCCCCGAUGCCACGUCCAAGGGCGGCUUCCAGCUCGGCAUGGCCCUCCCGCCCGAGGGCUCCGACUCGACCGACGAGUACAUCGGCCACAUGGUCGGCGCGCUCCAGGACGGCGCCGGUUGGUCCGGCAUCAGCCACGGUGGCGGCAUGACCUCCAGGCUGCUGCUGAUCGCCUGGGCCGACGGCGACAAGGUCCGCACCUCGUUCCGCUACGCCACGGGCUACACGACGCCCAAGAUCUACACGGGCAACGCCACGCUCACCGAGAUCUCGUCGUCGGUCAACGAGACGCACUUCGAGCUGACGUACCGCUGCCAAUGGUGUUGGUACUGGGACCAGGACGGCACCACGGGCUCCGCGCCCCCGACGGGCACCACCGAGGUCAUGGGCUGGGUCCAGGCCAUGGACUCGCCCGAACCCCCCACCGACUCCGCCGGUACCAUUGGUCAGCACGACAACGGUAUGGGCCAGUUCGGUUUCCAGGUCGCCAGCGCCCGCAACCCUUCUUACACCAGCUGGGCUUCCAAGGCCACGCCCACGACCACGCCGGGCGCCGGCAACGGCACCACGCCCAGCCAGACGACUACCUGCGCUGGUGGCCCCGUCCCUACCGGCACCUCGUACGACUACAUCAUUGUCGGCGCUGGUGCUGGUGGUGUCCCUCUCGCUGACAAGCUGUCCGAGACCGGAAAGAGCGUGCUGCUCAUCGAGCGUGGUCCCCCCUCUUCCGGAAGAUGGAUCGGCGACAAAGACCCCUACUCCAACUGGCGCCCCGAGUGGCUCGAGGGCACCAACCUGACCCGCUUCGACGUGCCCGGUCUCUACAACCAGGUCUGGAAGGACUCUGCCAACAUUGCUUGCGACGACUUGGACGUCAUGGCCGGCUGCCUUCUCGGCGGCGGUACUUCCGUCAACGCCGCCCUCUGGUGGAGGGCCCCUGCCAUCGACUGGGACUACAACUUCCCCGAGGGCUGGAAGUCCACUGAUAUGCAGUCCGCCGUCGACCGCGUCUUCACGCGCAUCCCCGGUACCGACCACCCCUCGAUGGACGGCAAGCUCUACUACCAAGAAGGCUUCAACGUCAUCUCGUCUGCGAUGGCUGCCGGUGGCUGGAAGAGCGUCGAGGCCAACGAUAACCCCGAUGCGAAGAGCAAGACCUUUGCGCACACUCCGUACAUGUACCAGAACGGAGAGCGUGACGGCCCUCUGGCCACCUACCUCGUCACUGCCAGCAAGCGCGACAACUUCAAGCUGUGGACCAACACUGGCGUGCGCCGUGUCGUCCGUGAGGGUGGCCACAUUACCGGUGUCGAGGUUGAGUCGAGCGUUGCCGACGGCUACUGCGGUACUGUCAACGUUACUGCUACCACUGGUCGCGUUAUCCUGUCCGCCGGUGCUAUGGGUACGCCCAAGAUCCUGUUCCGCUCUGGUAUUGGCCCUGAGGACCAGCUCAAGGUCGUCAACGGCAGCUCCAAGGACGGUGCCACCAUGAUCAACGAGGCUCAGUGGAUCAACCUGCCCGUCGGCCAGAACCUGAACGACCACACCAACACCGACGUCGUCAUCAAGCACAAGAACGUCACCUACUACGACUACGACGCCGUCUGGAAGAACCCCGUCAAGGCUGACACCGAGUCCUACCUGAACAACCGCACCGGUAUCCUCGCGCAGGCCAGCCCUAACAUCGGCCCUAUGAUGUGGGACACCAUCGAGGGAUCCGAUGGCAUCACGCGCCAGCUCCAGUACACCGCCCGUGUCGAGAGCUCUCUUGGUGUCGACGACCACCAGGCCAUGACCAUCUCGCAGUACCUCGGUCGCGGUAGCACCUCGCGCGGUGUGUUGAGCAUCACGUCCGGGCUGACCAUGUCCGUCUCGACGGCACCCUACCUCCGGACCGACGAGGACAAGGCGGCCGUGAUCCAGGGCAUCAAGAACCUGAAGGAGGCGCUGUCCAAGGACCCGAGCAUCAUCAUGCUGAAGCCGGGCAACGGCACGAGCGUCGAGGACUUUGUCAACGACUACACGAUGUCGGUGUCGUCGCGCACGGCCAACCACUGGACCGGCACCACCAAGAUGGGCACCGACUCGGGGCUGAACGGCGGCACGGCCGUCAUCGACACGGACACGCGCGUCUACGGCACCGACAACCUGUACGUCGUCGACGCGUCCGUCUUCCCCGGCAUGAUGUCGACGAACCCGAGCGCGCUGAUCGUUUCCGUCGCCGAGCACGCGAGCGAGAAGAUCCUCGCGCAGGAGGACCUCAAGCCCGUCGCCAAGUACGGCCAGUGCUCCGGCAACAACUACAAGGGCUCGCGCGUGUGUGCCGAGGGCCUGAAGUGCACGCAGACGGACUCCAACAACCGCUUCUACGCGCAGUGCUUGUAAGCAGGGCGCGGGUGAGUGGUGUAGGCGGAAGUGGCUUUUUGUUUCGUGUAAAUUCUUCUUUUUUCUGGCUUCGGGGCGGCAGUACAUACUGCGUAUACUGCAUGGUC